ACCUCAGGAAAGCUUAGCAAAAUCGAGCAGGGUAACAGAGCAACAGAAGACAGCAAGGAGCGGCGAGGGGAUGAGUGAAUUAAAAUUCGCCUAGCUACAUCGACUGUAGUUUUAGGAAAGUGCCACCCUCCCUUAAAUAUUUCCCAUUGUAUAAUCAACAAACGUUAUAUUUAAAACAUAUCUUGCUAGUAAAAUCCUAAAAUAGCGAGGAUGUUGGUCCCCGCGGGAAGAUAAUGAAGCGGUUGCGCGUUUUGUUCGUGUGCCUCAUUGUAGCUGUCCUUUGCUGGUACCCCAGAAGUCAUGUGUGUUGUUCAGAGCACAACUCGUCAGGUCCGGGUGUGUCUAGUGGAGACAGCAGCCCCCCAGAGCAUCUUCACGACCAUGAGCAUGCGCAGUACCACAGGACGGACCUCAAGAUGGAGUCGCCGAGGACACACACACACUCCUCCUACGACGUGGGACUGGAGACCGAGAGGGCUGCACUAGAGGAGCACAACACUGAACAGACUGUGAAUCAGGAGGAGCCUGUAGUGGUAGAGGUCUGGUCAGCCCCAGAACCACACGCUGAUCCUGAACCCCCCACUGCUGCUGCUGAGCCACGCACACAAAUGACACAGCCUCACACACACACACACCCAGAGCCCGAUACACAACUCCCUCCUCUCCAGGACCAGGCAACUCCACCCUCCUCCACCCCAUCGCCCAGCGAUGACCUAGUCCAGGACCAAGCCUCCACAGACCCCCCAGCCCCGGCCGAGACCCGCAGCGAUGCCCUGGCAGAACCCAGCCCAGCCCCGGCCACAGAAGACCCCCAACACACACCUACCUCUACCUCUCACACCCCUGCUCCAGCCCCAGCCAGUGGUGAUGCUGACCUAGUGGAGAGCCAGUCAGAGCAGGAUCAAAUUCAGGCUGGUUCUGAUGCUGAUGUCCAAGCAUCUGUCAGCCCAGAGGACCCAGACCAGGACCAAGGUCUACCAGAGCUGGACCUGGGGGGGAACACCUCCCACAGGCACCAAGACACCGACCAAGACCAGCAGGCAGUGGAUCAGGCAGUGGAUGCCAGUGAUGCCAGCACUAUUGAGAUGGACCCCUCAGUGCCCAGUAAGGAGGACAUCCCAACCUUCGACGAGUGGAAGAAACAAGUCAUGGAGGUGGAGAAAGAGAAGACUCUGUCCCUCCAUACCUCUUCAAGUGGAAGCCCCCCUGUGAAGAAGGUACAGAAGAACUUUAAAAACAACUAUGCUUCUGUGGAGUGUGGCGCUAAGAUACUGUCAGCUAACACAGAGGCCAAGAGUACAUCUGCUAUCCUCAUGGAGAAUAUGGACCUGUACAUGCUGAACCCCUGCAGCAUCAAGAUCUGGUUUGUGAUAGAGCUGUGUGAGCCCAUCCAGGUGAAACAGUUGGACAUCGCUAACUUUGAACUCUUCUCCUCCACACCUAAAGACUUCCUGGUCUCCAUCAGCGACAGGUAUCCCACCAACAAGUGGUUGAAGUUGGGAACGUUCCACGCCCGUGACGAGCGCACCGUUCAGAGCUUCCCAUUGGAUGAACAGCUCUACGCCAAAUACAUUAAGAUGUUCAUCAAGUACAUAAAGGUGGAGCUCAUCUCCCACUUUGGAUCAGAACACUUCUGUCCCCUCAGCCUCAUCAGGGUGUUUGGUACCAGUAUGGUGGAGGAAUAUGAAGAGAUUGCAGAUUCUCAGUACCCCUCAGAGAGGCUGGAGUACCUUGAUGAGGAUUAUGACUACCCUCCUGGGUACCUCCACUCUGAGGACAAGGGGUCCAAAAAUCUGCUGGGCUCUGCCACAAAUGCCAUUCUCAACAUGGUCAACAACAUAGCAGCCAAUGUUCUGGGAGGCAAGCCUGAGGGGGGAGCACAGAUAGAAGCCAACGCAUCAUCAGAAGCCCAGAACGAGACUGAGGGAAACAAAGAUGUGCAGCUCACCCCAGCUCCAACCCCCACCACUCCUCCAGCUGUGGAGACGGUGGAGCCAGACGACCCUGGUCCCCAGGAGGACCCUGACUCCCCUGCUUCCCCCUCCCCGGAGAAUGGACAGAUCGUGACUCUGAUGGAGGAGGAGCCCCCACAGUCAACUGUGACUCUGAUGGAGGAAGAGGGGGAUGAUGAUGAGCAGGAGGAGAGAGAGGAACAGUGGAUGAGGGAGAGGGAUAGCCAGCUGUACUGUCCACUCUCUUCUGUCUCUUCUCUUUCUUGUGUGGCCACACUGCCAGAGUUGCUACAGCGCUGGUGUGACGCUCACCUCACCAGAGAGAGGCAGCAAGACACACACACCCCUAUACAGGUCCCUGUCCCUACCCCCACACACACACAGGAAGCCCCAACACACACAGAGACUGUUCCUGAGCCUGAGAAUGCCCCCCAAGCCCAAAAUGAGGGCCUACCCCCUUUAGACUCUCAAAAUCAUACCCUUCACAUCGACACACCCCCCGUGGACCCUAUCAUUUUGCUGGAGCCUAGCCGGACCUUAACCCUGCCCCCCCACAGCUUCUCUCAAACCUCCCUCUGCAAACCCACCCCUACCCAGGACGAAGCUCCCCAGCACCCCAGCCAAGAAGACCCUGUCCCCCCUCCAGCACUGCAGGGAGCCCCCGUCCCGGAGACUCAACAGGCUAGCACCCCCACCCCUACUCCCCUACACCUACCAACCUCUGAGACAGCCUCCCUGGACAUCCCUCCCCCCCCCUUGAAGGAGCAACCAGUCCAGCCCCUUCCCACAGCCUCUAGACUUGCAGACCUCCCCCCUCCCACUGACCUCCCUGUCCCCCCUCAGCCUGACACAAACACAGAGCCACACACACCCAGGGCUGGGGCAGAGAGUGGAGACAUCCAGGGUCAGGGGGAGCAGGGAGAUGCCUCUGCCCAGCCAGCAGAACUCCUGCAUGGGGAAGAAUCCGUGGAAGACCUACUGCUUAGCGUCCCGGUGACCGCUAACGGACAUUUACACCGGACGGCUACAGACUUCUACGCUGAGCUGCAGAGCGGGGAAUACAUUGGAGGGAAUGGGAAUGGAGGGGUGAACGGAGGAGUGAACGUGUAUGGCUCCAGUCAGAAGGAGAGUGUGUUCAUGAGAUUGAACAACAGGAUCAAAGCCCUGGAGAUGAACAUGUCCCUCAGCAGCAGAUACCUGGAGGAACUCAGCCAGAGGUAUCGUAAGCAGAUGGAGGAGAUGCAGAGAGCAUUCAACAAGACCAUAGUCAAACUGGAGAAUACCUCCCGCAUCGCUGAAGAACAGGACCAGCGGCAGACAGAGUCUAUCCAAAUGUUACAGGGCCAGCUGGAAAACGUCACCAAGCUGAUGAUCAACCUCACCAUGACUGUCUCACAGCUACAGAGAGAGGUGUCAGACCGACAGAGUUACCUGGUGGUGUCUCUAGUCCUGUGUCUCUGUCUGGGCCUGGUGCUCUGCCUGCAGUGCUGCUGGAGUGCCAACACACACACCGUCACACACACUGCAGGCAACCACUACCCCAGCCCCAAGAGGUGUUUCUCCUCCUAUGAUGAUUUGAGUCUGAAGCGGAGGGUAUCGUGUCCUCUCCUACGCUCCAAGUCCUUCACCUUUCCUACUUCAGAAGUAGGCCCUGACGACCUUUACAUUGUUGAACCUUUAAGGUUCUCACCAGAGAAAAAGAAGAAACGAUGUAAACUGAAGGCAGCAUUAUCAGCACCCUCUUCUCCGAUGGCUAACGGGGGACUCAAAUGCAAUGGUCUCCCCCACUCCCUGAAUCCCCCUCCUCCUCUAGAAGACAUGUCCUGUAAGGAGCUCCCCUUCCCAUCAGAGAGUAGCAGCUGUAGCUCCUCCAGCCACUCUGAAGAGUCCUACAUCAGCCGAGGCCAUCCCCUCUCCUCCCCCCCAGGCCUGUGUAAUGGCCACGCUGCCGUGCUCCUCCCGUCCAACCUUCCCUCCCUCCCCCUCUCUCUUCCCUCUAAGAGGUCAGUGAAGCGUCGGCGGUCUCGUCAGGGAGAUCUGCAGUUCUCCUCCAGACAGACAGGAGGCGCUGCUGUGAACGCUCUGCACAGCCUGCAGCAGCUGAUCAAGGGAAACAAGGAGAUCAGUGUGGGGACCAUAAGAGCUACGGCAGUCACAGGACACUUCUGAUCAUACACACUUCCGACUGACUCAUAUACACACCCUGGUAGCAGACUUGGUUAGGGAUGUGUGAAAGGGUGUGGUCUUGCCCCAAAAUGGCCACAUCUCUGAACCACAUCUCCCAUGAGCACCCUGCCCACAGUGGAACUCGGACACCAUGAUAUUAGUCACCUAGCAACAACCAUUCAGAGACCUCUCCACGGUCAUGUGCCUUUCUGUCCACUCUAAAGCUUUCACUGAUAUAAAAAACACUGAAAGGUUUGUUCUUUUUAUGUUCGGAGCGAGACUAAUGGUGGGGAGUGUUACUAGAAAAGACAUUCAUUCAGCUGUUUCUACUGGACAAGCACAUCAGACCUGAGUCAGAGGGGCUGAGUGGAGCUCUUACCCGGUACCUUGUGAAAGUACAGUAUAAAGCUGUAAGGAUGAAAUGUGUCGCUGUGAGAGAACUGUGCAGCAGGAUUAGCUUCUUCUCCCUCUUUCCUCCUGUCCUCCAUUUCCACAUUCUGUUUAUUUUCUGUGCAUUGUUCAGUGCUCGCUAACACUACUGCAGUUGUUCGUAUGGGACCAGGGUGUUAACCCUUCACACACAACAGGCCCUCUGUCUCCCUUUCUCAGGCAGUCUAACCUAACACCACGCAACUAGCAGAGCUGAAUGAAGAUACCCAAUGUGUGCGUGAGCAUGCAAGCCUUCCUGUCUCUAGCCCAUGUUUAUCCAGCUCUGAUACAAAGGAACAGGCUCUAUACCUCUUGAACUCGUUAACCUAGCUAUUCUCCAGUCAGACUUCCUGUGUGUGUUCGUUCGUUCACACAGAGAGCCAGCCAAGAGGAAAGGGAUCUUGUACUGUAUAGACUGGUUGUUUUUGCACAUUGUGACAGGUCAACAGAACCCAGUCAGUUAGGUUUUUAUAUUGAGCUGUAUAUGAGCCAUGCUGAGAGCUGAAUGUUGUGUGUUAUUAUAGUUGUUGUUAGGAACAGUUUAGUCUGAAGAUGUCAGUGUGUUCGAGCACACAAACACCCGCUGUUGGUAGAAGUUGCCUCUAGGAUCUGCUUUCCUUCCCCCAAUUCCUAAUAUUAACCAUUCAUAUCAACAGUGCCAUGCAACACUGACCUUUCGAUCAGUGACACAGGGUAAUGUCAGUCUUGCGAGCAGAUCCCCUGAGGUCCUGUAGGGGAUGCUGUGAGGCCACUUUUAUUUAUCUAGUUAUUUAUGUUCUGGCCUCAAAACAACCCUAUCAUGUAGCCCAGGGGAAACGCAUGGUACAUGUUACAUAGAAUAAUAAUGAUUGCAAUUAAAACAAAGGUAGAUGCAUUUUACUGUUGCAUACUGUAUGUUGUCACUGGCUGCCCGACACUAGUUCACCUCUUGUGACCAAUAUUUGUUUUUUCAAAGCUAUACGGACAACAAGGUAUCAUCCACCUUUUGUCUCUGUAAAAGUGGUUUGAUCAUCUGGUGUUUGCAGAGUUGCCUCCACUGUCACACCUGCACACACACCAUUGUGUUAAUUAGAACCCUACCAGGGAACAGAGGGCUGUAACAGUCCCAAUAACUGCUGGGGUCGUAUACGAACCAGCUUCACCUCACGAGUUACUGUUAUGGGAAGAUGAAGUUAAAACAAAUGUUUAAAGUCAAUUUGUUUGUCUGUCUCUAGAUGUCUGUGCAAGGAUGUGAUUGGAAUGGCAAAAGUCAAUUUGAAUAAGUUGCGGAUGUGAAAAAUCAUCUGUGUACUAUAUAUCUGUGCCGGUGGUUAGAUGGCCUCUGAGUUAUGUUGGGUUGGUUGUUGACUGACUGAGAAAGAGACUGGGCCCACUGUAUUCUACAAACUACACACACCACACUCCCUCUACAGUAAACCUCCAUUACCUCGACAGACCAACCACCAGGUCCCCUACUCCACACACUGACCUCUGACCCCUACACAGUUCAAGGUUCAGAAAGUGUGAAGAGCUCUCUUUUUGUGCAUCUGUUUUAAUUGAACCACUUCUGUUCCCAUUACCAAGAACAGCACCUUUAACUGGCCACCUCUGCUAUCCUUACUAGCUUGUCAUUCAUUCAUGUGUUAUUACUGUGCAUUUACCCCACCUUGAAUAAGGUAGUGGUUUUCAGAGGAGUCUGAAUGAACUUGUGAACUUAAUAAAGGGAAUGUUGGGAAAGGGUUUGGAACACACUGUUUUAUCUGAUUACAAGUGUUCCACACCCAGUGAAUCAUGACCGACUUUGUUUUUCUACCCUUUUUGAAUGUGUAUGAUAUUAUGUGUAUGCAUGCAAGAGUGUUUCUUUGUUCUCUUGAUGAGUAUUUGUGAGAGACUCAGCGAAGCCCUAAUUUAACACACUGACUAGAGAUUGGUACUCAUGACCCCCAGGUCUCAGUGUGCACUUUGUUAUUAUUACUACCUACAUGCCUUUUGUUUUUCUACACUAAACGCUGUCUGUCAACUGCUUUGCUUCUCUCUUUCUGAGUAUUCUGGGAAAGAGCUGCACAGUAUUGUGGAACAGGAGCGACAGUAACUACAAAGAUGUAGUACCAUUAGAAACUGUGAAUUUCUAAAUAAAACAUUUUGUCUUUCACUCGA
Molecule: messenger RNA, 6683 nt
Organism: Oncorhynchus masou masou (cherry salmon)
Lineage: Eukaryota; Metazoa; Chordata; Actinopteri; Salmoniformes; Salmonidae
Product: SUN domain-containing ossification factor-like
Biological process (GO): regulation of bone remodeling; protein folding in endoplasmic reticulum
Cellular component (GO): cytoplasm; membrane
Source: RefSeq, a predicted model, not a curated record